Molecule: messenger RNA, 762 nt
Organism: Hansenula ciferrii
Lineage: Eukaryota; Fungi; Ascomycota; Saccharomycetes; Phaffomycetales; Wickerhamomycetaceae
Gene: PRX1
Product: thioredoxin peroxidase PRX1
Exons: 1
Coding region: 1-762 (253 amino acids)
Biological process (GO): cell redox homeostasis; cellular response to oxidative stress; cellular oxidant detoxification
Cellular component (GO): mitochondrion; cytosol
Molecular function (GO): thioredoxin peroxidase activity
Source: RefSeq, a predicted model, not a curated record
AUGUUUACUCGUUCAAUCUUAAGAACCACUGCUUCAGUUGCAAGAACUACCCGUGUUGCUCCAAGAGCCACUCCAAUCUUCACCAGAGGUGUUAGAACUUUUAAACAAGAAGAUCAACCAAGAUUAAGAAUCGGUUCAGUUGCUCCAAAUUUUAAAACUCAAACUACUCAAGGUCCAAUUGAUUUCCAUGAAUACGUUGGUGAUUCAUGGGUUGUUUUCUUUUCACAUCCAGCUGAUUUUACCCCAGUUUGUACCACUGAAUUAGGUGCUUUUGCUGCUUUACAAGAAGAAUUCACCAAGAGAAACACUAAAUUAAUUGGUUUAUCUGCAGAAGGUUUAGAAUCACAUAACGCAUGGGUUAAAGAUAUCGAAGAAGUUUCUAAAUUAGACAAAUUUUCAUUCCCAAUCAUUGCUGAUACCGAUAAAGAAGUUUCAUUCUUAUACGAUAUGGUUGAUGAAGAAGGUUUCAAAAACUUGAAUGGUGGUAUUGUCCAAACUAUUAGAUCAGUUUAUGUUAUUGAUCCAAGUAAAAAAAUCAGAAUUUCAUUCACUUACCCACCAUCAGUUGGUCGUAACUCUGCUGAAGUUUUAAGAGUUAUUGAUGCUUUACAAUUAACCGAAAAAAGAGGUGUUGUUACUCCAAUUGACUGGACUGAAGGUAAAGAUGUUAUUAUCCCACCAAGUGUCACUGAUGAAGCUGCUAAAGAAAAAUUCGGUGAUUUCACUAAAGUUAAACCAUACUUACGUUUCACCAAAGCUUAG